GACCAACCUGUAGUUGACUCACGUCGCAGCGACGUUUCCAUUGAACCCGAAAGCAUUUCCAUCACUGCAAUCGGUCCAAUGACUUUCCGAAGUCAUGGCCACCGUUUACAGUGGUCUGGUGGCUCAGACGCAGUGUUUGCUAAUUAGUCGGACAGGCAAAAGUAGGGAACCCAUAGGAUCACGUGCUUUUUCUCACCUCUCUUUAACACCAUACACACACCCAUCUCGCCGGCUUACAAACUGUCGCAGAACGAUGUCAUGACUGCGGAGCUGUAAGAAUCGAGGCGGUAAACGUUGCCAAGAGCUCGAGCGGACAACAUGAACCUGUUGGCGAAAAUCAUAUUGUUCCUUUUCACUCUGGACGCUGUGAUUGCUUUAGAGGCCAAUCUCACUUCGUGGCGACAUCACAGAAGGCAAAAACGUUUCCUGAUCUAUCAGAAUGGCGGUGUGGUCAAGUUUGUUUCGGGAUGUGCAUUUCCGGUUCCGUUUAUGGAGAAAAAGGCGUGGCGCCAGUUGGUUUGGCUGAUGAACUUUCACUAUCAGUUCAACGAGCCACAAACUCCAAUCUACUGGUGGAAACUGUGGGAUGGCUCCCGAAAUCUCAAGGGACCCUUGACCCAACCAGCUCCUCCAUCGGUUCCAGCUCGUCUUUUGGUGGACGAGCCUCAGCUGCUGCUUUUCAAGUUCGCCGAGGCCUAUAUGAACCAGUUGGGUCAAAAUGGUAGUGCCUGUCUGGCACGUCUGAUCUGCGAGAAUGGUCAGGUGGAUGAGCAUAGUGGACUUUACGCCCAACUGCUCCACAGGUUGUUAAGACCUCAUCGCACGCUGGACGUGAGGUAUUUGGAUGCCUACAGGAUGGGUCGCCAUGGCGUUGACUGCCGAAAUGCCUUUCCAGAGGCCCAUCAUUGCGUUUUGGAUGACUACAUACACCUCCAUGAGCGAGGACCGAAACAGAGUUUUCUUUAGCCGUAGAAUUCGAUUUCUCUUUGGA
Molecule: messenger RNA, 991 nt
Organism: Drosophila simulans
Lineage: Eukaryota; Metazoa; Arthropoda; Insecta; Diptera; Drosophilidae
Exons: 4
Coding region: 319-966 (215 amino acids)
Source: RefSeq, a predicted model, not a curated record